This is a messenger RNA of Diospyros lotus (date-plum), 2501 nucleotides long. RefSeq lists its product as uncharacterized. The record is from RefSeq and is a predicted model, not a curated record. Gene Ontology annotation, molecular function: zinc ion binding; nucleic acid binding. The transcript has 7 exons. Bases 230 to 1705 code for a protein of 491 amino acids. Lineage: Eukaryota; Viridiplantae; Streptophyta; Magnoliopsida; Ericales; Ebenaceae.
CGAUUGCUUAGGGCUCGUAGUGCCCCGUCUGUUCGGAUUCUACGAGCGUAAACCCUAAUUCUUCUCGUUCAGGGCAGGUUGAGGAUCCAGCGCGGGUUGUGUCCUCGUCGAGUUGAUUGGAAUCGCCAGAAGCAGAUGAAUCGCAUGUCUCCCCCGCUGAUUUAACCGGUAAUUAGAGUUUCUACUUUGUGAGCUAGGUUUUGAUUUUGCACUGCUUUUCCUCUGCAAAAUGGGGAAAAGAGAGAAGAAUCCGAAGGCGGCUACGUCACAUCGCGAGGAAGAUCAAGAGGAGAGGGAAGAACGGCCAGCGCAAUCGAAUUCCCAAAUCAUUGUGAGCAGCGACGAUGAAGAGGCCAAUGAGGAUCUCAGCUUAAAAAUCGUCGAGAAAGCUAUGAUACGAGCGUUUUUCGCCGGCCUGAAGAACCAAGCGGUUCCCGAUGAACCGGGACAGGUUGAUGUGAUUAAUAUCUCUUCGUCGUCGUUGGAAGAAGCUGAGGAUGUGGCCAGGGAUGUGAAGGGUAAGACGAGAAGUACAAGAGAGAGUGGUAAGAAGAAUAAGGAGAAGAAGGGCAUGAAGGUGGAAAAGCCAGAGGGAACUGUUGUUCUAGCAAAGGAAAAGGAGAAGUCUGAGACAAGCAAUGGCGCAGAGAUUGAACCUGCAGAGACAAGUACUGCCCAGAUAUCAGAUAAUGUUGUGCUCCGGAAGCUUCUUCGUGGGCCAAGGUAUUUUGAUCCUCCCGACAGUGGUUGGGGAACAUGCUAUAACUGUGGUGAAGAAGGCCACACAACUGUGAACUGUACUUUGGCUAGGCGGAGGAAGCCCUGCUACGUAUGUGGGAGUUUGGAGCACAAUGCGAAGCAGUGCAUAAAGGGACGUGAGUGCUUUGUCUGCAAAAAAGGUGGUCACCGUGCAAAAGAUUGUCCAGAGAAGUACAAAAGGGGAUUGCAGAAUUCUAAUGUAUGCUUGAGAUGUGGAGACUCUGGUCAUGAUAUGUUUUCAUGCCAUAGUGGUUAUUUAUCUGAAGAUUUAAAGGAAAUGCAAUGCUACAUUUGCAAAAGUUUUGGCCAUCUUUGUUGUGCUGACUUUUCUGAUGCUGGUCCAAUAGAGCGAACAUGUUACAGCUGCGGUCAGCUUGGGCAUUGUGGUUUGGAAUGCAUGAGAUUGCGUAGUGAAACAAGUGGGUUCAGCUCACUUGGUUCGUGCUUCAAAUGUGGGGAAGGAGGACAUUUUGCUCGUGAAUGCACAAGUUCAGCUAAGGUUCGUAAGAGGAAUCUUAAAUUGUCAACACCUACCAAAAAAUUUUCCAAAGAAAAUGGGGACCAUUUUAGAGUCAGGUCUGCACCUUCAGAUCUUGGCAAAGCUCGCAAGCGGAGAAAAUCUCAAUUUGAAGAAGCUGUAUCUACCACUCCAUUUAACUCUAAGCAAAGACGUGGUUGGAUUACUGAAGAUCCAGGAGACUUGCCCCGUGGAAAUGCAAAAACGCGUGGAUGGGGAUCUCCAGUAACACCAACGUAUAAGAGUAAAACUUAUUCUUCUGUUGCUGCUGAUCAUACUUCAAGUUCUUAUUCUUCGAGGAAGAGUCAACAGCAUCAUUUUGGAGGAUCACCUUCCAAUACAUCCUCUAAUUUUUAUCAGCACAGAUAUUCAGCAUCCAGAUUUGGCAACUCUAAUAGUGACAGGACGUGGCCAACCUAUUAUUGGUAGGAGGUUUUUUUUUUUUUUUUUUUAAAUUAUACUAUGUCGCGGGAACUGUGGAAGGAUACAAUGGAGGCUGUCCUGGUUUUUAAAACUCUUUGAGUAUCUUUGCUCAAGCCGUCUUUAAGUUUUUAGCUGUACCAUAUGUUCUUGAUUGUCUGGUUGCAGUUUGCAGUUUGUUGCCCUCGUGUUAUUUUUAUCAGACAUGGGCCACCGACUUUCUAAGCACCUUUUUAGGUGCAUGAUGCCUGGAUAUGACAUGGGAUAUGUCUGAAUAGUUUCCUGUGACACAGACACGCACCCAUGAAAGCAUGCCUAUUUAUUGAAGAAAUUUAUGUAUUUGUUAUGGACACGGGGUUAUGCACCCAUAAAGCAUUCCUAUUAAUUCAUGAAGUUUAUAUGCAUGUUAUUGACCAUGAACCCUUUUUACGUUGCUCUUGAUCACACGGUUGUUUCAAUGUAAGGAGAUGCAUUUCACUCCUAUAUUGCCAUUGUGGAGCUGCAAUGCGUCUGUGCCCGUUACAAUGGUCUGUAUAGUAGCAUUACAAGUAAUUUAAAUCCGUCAGAUAUCUCCCUUCUCUGUUGCAUCUUGUUCCUGCUUUAGUCCAACCAUGGAAGGUGCUUGAGGAAAAUGAUGGAAGUUUUCUAGGCAUGAUUUAAGGCCCAAAUUCUUAACCAUGUACAGAAGUCACUUUUCAGAAAACAAAUGGCUAAUCCACACUGGGCAACUUCUGUUAGAUCCAAGUGGUUUGUGUAAAACUGGUUGAAUUGAUUAUUGAUUAUGAAGCUUUGCUCUUUCCUCUUA